Molecule: messenger RNA, 1498 nt
Organism: Sclerotinia trifoliorum
Lineage: Eukaryota; Fungi; Ascomycota; Leotiomycetes; Helotiales; Sclerotiniaceae
Source: the annotation of a GenBank genome assembly
ACCACCCAGAUAUUUAGCCACUAAAGCCAUGAUCAUGUGGCUAUCACGCGGUGGUGGAUAAGAUAAUACUAAAAUAAGCAUCUGACACGUGACACACAGCAUUGACGAAGUACAAUGAAAGGAUCUUUCAAUUGUUACUCCUAUUUGGAACAUCCGAGUGCAAUCCAAGACCCGAAGGAUCAUUCUAUUCUACUGUGAAAUUUGAAGUGGAAUCUUACAAGGGUGCUAUGAGCCCGAAUAGGUAGUAGUUAUCAGUUAUAGCUGGAAGUGGCUUUCCACAGUCUUAUCGUCAUGGCAAGUUCGAUUUGAAUGAUGACCUUCUUCUCAUACCCUUCCGGUUAAAGUCACAAUUGUCUGUUACACCAAGCAAGAAUACAGUAACCUUACAUCAUGGCGAAUCUUUCGACCCAUGGUACUCAUUUCAUCUUUGAUUUCGAUGGAACAAUUACCACAGAAGACACUACCAAACUCAUUGCAGAUAUCGGAAUUGCCCAUCAACAGGUCCUAGGCAAUGAUUUGUCGGAGACAUGGGAGGACUUAGUCAAAUCAUACGACAAUGACCGUGGUGAAUUCGUUGGACGAUAUUUCCUCGAGAUGCCCAAGGUACUACCACUAGGCUUUGGGAUUAGUGUGAAUAGAGCUCUGAAAGAAGUAGAGUUGAGGAGCAUCGACCGUAUCAACAGAUUAGGUCUGUUUGCCGGCAUUUCUAAAGAAGAGUGGGAAUCUGCUGGUAAGGCCGCUGUUUUGUCAGGGGCUGUACAAAUCAGAAGAGGCUUCAUCGGUCUUGUGCAACAGAUAGAGAGACAAAAUGGUGUCUGGGGAGUUAUCUCAGUCAGUUUCUCGAAGGACUUCAUCAGAGGCGUUUUGGAACAGUGUCUGGGAAAGGAGAUCGAGAUACCCAUUCUAGCGAAUUCUCCCGACGAAAAUGGAGUCAUCAGGGGUCCUUUUCUUGAGGAUACUGGAGUAAGAACUAUCUUGGCGUCCGGGGACACGAAACUAUCUGCAAUGAAGCAGUUGCUCAAAUCCUGGAGACUCGACGCGGCUUCUAAAGCAGUAUAUUAUGGCGAUAAUGAUGCAGACAUCGAGUGCAUCUUUAAUACUUCUGUUAACGGUGUCAUGGUGGGAGAAGAUGCAAGUACUAAGCUUGGCUUAUUGUGCACAAAAAUCACGGGUCGUGGGUCGGUUGGAGCUAUUUCAGACUUCGAAAACAUUGUUAUUCAUCCGGAAUAGAAUUUGGAACUUUGAGAUAGUGCUCCAACACCCGAGGUCGGUGGCUCGAACUUCGUUAGCAGAGCUUCUACAUUGGAACAUUUUCAUGGUUCUGCCUACGGGACAUCUUCAACAAAAUCAGUAUGUCGCUCCUCCCCAAGAGUUGGCUCACCUGGAUUCUUUAUCGAUCCGAAGUUAACCAACCAGUAAAUGUGUUACUAGUACAAUUAAACUUUUCCCCAAAAUCUUGAAUGAGAGUGUGUGCCUAUGUGAUUCAGUCUGACCUGUG